Molecule: messenger RNA, 2220 nt
Organism: Gadus chalcogrammus (walleye pollock)
Lineage: Eukaryota; Metazoa; Chordata; Actinopteri; Gadiformes; Gadidae
Exons: 6
Coding region: 1-2220 (739 amino acids)
Biological process (GO): protein homooligomerization
Molecular function (GO): protein binding
Source: RefSeq, a predicted model, not a curated record
AUGCCUGGCAGGGCAGUCCACUCAGAGUACACGCAGUGGAAGUCAGAGCCAGAGAACAUGAGCGUCCGGGAGAAAAGCGGCAGAGCAGAUCGGGAAGUGGUCGUUGUGCGGAGUAUAGACCGGAGCCGUGGCGGGCUGGCGGGAGACGAGGGGGCGGAACCUUGUGGCAGGACCCCUGAGCUCGAGUCUGAGACAGACGAGGAGUCCCCUCGUUCGGACCGGAACAGGCUGAGCGAGAACACGCGCUUGGCCACCCGGUACGCGGUCCGGAUCUUCAGGGAGUAUCUAAGCGACAAAGCGCAAAGUCCCGACUUUGAAACUCUGGGAAAGGAGGCCCUGUGCGCUGUGCUGCGCUCCUUUUACGCAGAGGCGCGCUCCAAAAGCGGCCAGCUGUACAGCAAGUCCUCUCUCAUCAGCAUCCGCAGCUCGCUGAACCGCUACCUGAACGAGCCGCCGUACUGCCGCACUUUGGACCUCACCAAGGACCCCGAGUUGCGCGGUGCCAACUUGACCCUGGCGGCUGUCAUACGCAAACUGGAGGAGCAGGGCGCCGGACCAGUGGUCCAGAAGCAGGCCAUCACCCGCUGCGACCUCCGCACCCUGUACACCUGCAGCAACUUUGACGGCCAGACGCCCUUCGGACUGCUGAACAAAGUGUGGUUCGAGACCUGCAUGUACUUCUGCACCAGGGGGAGAGAAAACCAGCGCGAGUUGGAGGAGGACUCGUUUGGCUUGGCUGUGGACGACGACGGUAGGAAGUUCGUCUACUUUAAAGCCUUCGGGCCUUACCACAAGUCCCGCUCCGCGUCCUGGGCUAAGAAGCGCCCCGAGUCGGACGAGGACACGCUGCCGCGGAUGUACGAGACCGGAACCGAGUUCUGCCCCUACGCCAGCUUUGUGAGGUAUGUCUCCAGACGGAAUCCCCUCUGCCGUGCUUUUUUCCAGCGCCCCCGGGACCACUGCUGCCCCGGUGACGCGACGUGGUACGAGAACAAAGCCAUCGGUAAGAACCUGCUGGGGACGAGGAUGCAGAUGCUGUCGCGCGCCGCGAAGCUUUCAAAGACCUACACCAAUCACUGCAUCGGCGCCGUCUCCAUAGCGACGCUCAACAGCAUCGUGGGCGUCGGGUCCGAGGUUGCCGCGGUCUACGUCUCCACCGAGGCGAUCCACGGCGUCGGGCAGUCCCAGAUCCAGCUGGUCAUCCCGUACCUCCGGCAAGUGGCCGACUCUGUGGAUCUCCGGUCGAUAAGGGCCCUGAAGAGGGUCCUGACGCGGCGUCCCGCUGAGGAUAUCGAAGCCCCCCUCUCCAAGAAACUCUGCGACGGCUUGGAAGAGUCCCGCGGGAACUUGAAUGAGGAGACCACCGGUGCGUCAGAGAGACUUUUAAACGUUUCCGUUGGUGACGAACAGACCACCACCCUGACCACGGUCCCGUCACAGGACAGGCGGGGCACGAGCACCAUCAGCAGUAUGAGCUCCGCCUCCCCUGCACCUCCACCCCCCUCGGCUGGCAUCCCCACCGUGGCCCGGCUCACCAAAUCAAACGCACCCGUCCAUAUUGAUGUUGGGGGCCACAUGUACACCAGCAGCUUGGCAACGCUCACUAAGUUCCCAAACUCACGUAUCGGUCGUCUGUUCGACGGGACAGAGCCCAUCGUGCUGGAUAGCCUGAAGCAGCACUACUUCAUUGAUCGUGAUGGUCUCAUGUUCCGCUACGUACUCAACUUCUUGCGGACCUCAAAGCUCCUCAUACCAGAUAACUUCAGUGAGUACUGCGCGCUGUACGAGGAGGCCCAGUUCUUCCAGCUGGAGCCCCUGCAGGCGGAGCUGCGGCGCUGGAGGAGCGAGCGGCGGUCCGAGGCCCUCGAUGAACACGCGUGCAGCCGGUGCGUCGUGGUCCACGUGGCCCCUGAGGCGGGGGACCGGGUCUCCCUGAGCGCCGACCGCAGCGUCGUCCGCGAGGUGUUCCCUGAGCUGCAGGACGCUGUGCGGGUCUCCGGCUCUGGGGAGCAACCUACCACGCACGCCGUCCGCUUCCCGCUGCCCGCGCACUGCCGCCUCCACUCUGUACAGGUGCUGGAGCGGUUGCAGCAGAAGGGCUUCCAGAUAGCGGCGGCGUGCGGCGGGGGGGCUGACGCGUCGCAGUUCAGAGAGUAUGUUCUGCUCAGAGGCAAAGGAAGAGGCGACCCACAGCCCGUCAAACAGGAGCCACUGGAAUGA